Messenger RNA from Daphnia pulex (common water flea), 6183 nucleotides. RefSeq names its product Krueppel homolog 1-like. Gene Ontology annotation, biological process: regulation of transcription by RNA polymerase II. The transcript is spliced from 6 exons. The record is from RefSeq and is a predicted model, not a curated record. The coding region runs from base 811 to 3072 and encodes 753 amino acids. Gene Ontology annotation, cellular component: nucleus. Gene Ontology annotation, molecular function: RNA polymerase II cis-regulatory region sequence-specific DNA binding; DNA-binding transcription factor activity. Lineage: Eukaryota; Metazoa; Arthropoda; Branchiopoda; Diplostraca; Daphniidae.
CCCCCUUUUCUCUGUGUGUCUCACUUCUUUUUCUGGUGGUGCCGGGUCCGCUGCUGCACGCCCGCCCGUGAGUGUGCUGUCUGCUCCUGUGUCUCGUUCGUCGUGCACACAGGACGAGAAGCACCCCUUUUCUUGCUUGCUCCUUUUUGAUUAUUAAAAAAAGGGAAAAAAAAAAGAUCCGUAUGUGUGUGUGUUUCUUUUUUAUAUUCCCCCCGGCACACAGAGUCACACACACUCACACAACUACUCUGCUGACUUGUGUUGUUCUUGUUUGCGAAACAUUUCUUUCAUUCGACAACACACCACCACCGCAGUGCGAGCGGUUUGUGCCCAGGCCUGAUCGGUCUGGUGAGCCUCACACCAACACACAUUUUACUUGCUACACAUUAUUUUGACGGGGGGAUCUUUACUGCUGCUGCUCACUCCAUUUUUGUUUCGCCAAAAUAAUUCGUCCACCGACUGUUUUGUCAUUUCGGCAAGUCGUUAUUGAGAGAAAAAAGUGAGUGUGUGUGUGAAUGACCAAGUGAGUUUCUUCUUUCAGUUUUGCCCAUCUAUAACGCACACUCUGGCCCCCACUAAAGAUCAUGGAGCCGCUGCUGCUGAGUAAGAUUGAUCGGAUAUUCAACUCGCUCAGACCUCAGAAUCAUCCAAGCCUCCAUCACUCGACGUUGGAGUGAACUGUUUUUCUUUAUUUUUUCUUUUUAUUUAUUUUCUGGGGGGGUGGGGAAUUUCAAAUAACUUUUUCAAAGUACAAAUAAGAAAGAAAAGAGUCGGUCGGUCGUCGACGGGGGGUUUUGAACGGAUCCUUCCAUGAUGAAUUAUCCAGUUUGGCCGGAUUCGGCCGGGGUGGCCGGUUACUCUCGGACAUUGCUGGGCCAAGGUGGAGGCGGAAUGCGGUCGUCGUUGGCUCCACCGCCACCUCCUCCGCCUGCAGCCGCCUCAAGUGCCGGGACUGCCGAUGAAGGAGGCACCAACAAAUGCAACCCGCCGAAAUAUAACGUCACCAACGGAGGAACGGACCCGACAACUAUUCAACGCUCAGCCAAUCACCAUUCAUCUUCUUCCGCAGCCGGCGGAUCCUCGUCGUCCUCGGCGGCCCGUUUGAAUAAUGGAGACGAUUGUGGCAGCAGUGGCGGCGGUGGUAGCGGCGGAGGAGCUCGAGGCCAUCAGCUCCCCUCGGCGGACAAAUACGCCCCGCUGUCUUCCUUUACCGACGACGACAGUCUCCUCAAGGUGGCGACACAUUUUCUCAGCGGUGGAAACGGCCAGGGUCGACACUACAUGCCUAUUGCCCGCGAUUACUCAACAUUGAGCUAUUCCUCGGGCGUUUCCGUCAGUACAGCCGGCUCCUAUUGUAAUCCCGGCCAGCAGCAGCAGCAGCAACAACAACAGCAGCAACAACAACAACAGCAGCAGCAGCAACAACAACAGCAAGUUGCGGCCCUCUCGUUGGAACGACCGGGGGGUACGGCACGCAAUCCUCAUACUUCAGAUGGUGGUCCGGGAGCCGGAAGCCGGAUAUCUUCAGCGUCUAGUUCGGAUAAUGGAGGACCGAAUACGGCCGGCGGCGCGGGCCAACCCAACCCGUUACUCUCUCCGUGCAGCGUCAUGGAAGAAGCCUCGAGUCCCGGCUCGACGACCAGUCAAUUAUCCUAUUUGGGUGCCCUACAAAGUCCGGCCAAUUCCGGCCUGACUCCGCUCGGCUUCCCAGCUCCGUACCUUUUAACCAAAGACGGUGCCGGAUUGGCCGCUGCGGCCGCAGCUGCCGCCGCCCAAGCUGCUCACGUCGCUGCCCAGCAGGUCGGGCACGGUGGUGGGCAUGGAGGGCAUGGUGGACAUGGCGGCGGCGGAGGACACGGCCACAGUGGACACGGUAGCGGCAUAAGCGGACCCAAACAGAAGAAAGAACCUAAACCGGGCAGUGAUGUUUGUGGACGUGGAUUCAAACAAAAGGCGACGUUGGCUCAGCACGAAAGGACCCACACGGAUGAACGACCGUUCGAUUGUCCCGAUUGCCACAAACGCUUCCGUCAGCAGUCUCACUUGGUGCAGCAUUUACGGAUUCAUUCGGACGAGCGACCCUAUGGAUGCACCUACUGCGAAAAGGCGUUCCGUCAGAAGGCGAUACUCAACCAGCAUAUCCGGAUCCAUACGGGCGAGAAGCCGUACGUUUGCCCACAGUGCACUAAAUGCUUCCGACAGAAAGCCAUACUUAAUCAGCACAUCCGGACGCACUCGGGCAAACGCCCCUACUCUUGCCCGGACGCCAAGUGCAAGAAGAAAUUUGUCGAUCAGGCGUCGAUGGAGAAACAUUUCAAAAAGCAUAUCGAGGAUGACCAGCAGCAGUUGCUGGCCGAAGCACGAGGCGGACCUGGGAUGAGGUCCACCAACGCCGGAGGACGCAACAAUGCCAAAGGAUUGUUGCGGGUCAAAUUGAACAAUUCUGACCGACCGGCUACAACUUUCAGCCGCGUCUUGGCGCCUGGCGCCGGCGGGAUCUCGACUCAGGACCGGGCCACAUCUCCUUUCCCAAUCAACAUGAUGACCCGCCCUGGACAAAACAAUAACAACAACAACAAUAAUAAUAAUGCCGCGUCGGGCGCUCCUACUCCGGCCGGAACUGCUUCCGCUUCUCCUGAACGGAUGGCCGACACUCCGGCUGCUAGCCGGAUUGAAUUAGCCGCCCACGAAGGAUCAUCUCAACAAGCACCGCCCACUUACCUGACUCAUCACGGGCACCAUCACCACCACCAGGCGGCUGCAGCCGCAGCAGCCGCCAGCAAUCCAGCUUCCGGCCCUUACCAUUUUGUUCCGUUUCCUCACCGACCCUACCACUAUGAUCUGCUGAGUCUCGGUUCCAUGGGUCAAUCCAUGUACGGCGGCGGAGGUAGCAAUAACAAGAUGGCCGAGCAGCAUGCAGCAGCCAAAUACCGCUCGGAUGCUUUGGGCGAGGCUCCUCACAGCCAACAAAUGGGAGGCGCUAUGGAUAAGGAGUGCGUCGGAGGUGCCAACAACAAUAUGGCAACCAACUACACGGUUAAUGGAAGCGUCCAAAAGGAUAGUGUUCCUUAAAGGAAAAGGAGAAGAAAGUUUUGGGGAAAUUUAAAACCUACCGACAGCUAGAAAUGACGACAACUUUAAAGUAUAUAUCUCUCCUUUUCUUCUUUUACAUUUUUUCAAAAAAUAUCAACACAUCAUUUUGACACAUGUAUACCCCCCACCCCCACCCCUCCCUUUUUGCUGGCGGCUGAUAUGCAAAAGAAAAGAGAGAGAAUUCACUUAGAAGGAAGUUUUUUUUUAACGGGAAAAAAAGAAUUUCCCUCCGCUUUCAAAAAAGACGGAAUUGUUGUGUGCCACCCGGUGAAACGUUUUGUGCCGCCGUUCUCGCGGCUUAAAAAUUAGAAAUAAGGUAAAAAACAUUUGACAAAUGGAGUUCGAGAAAACCAGCCUUCAGGCCAUGUUCCUAUCAGUUUAAAAAAUUGUUAACCUUUUUCCCCUUUUUAUUUUUUAAUUAUUCAUUUGUUUUUAAGUAAAUUUACAAAAUUCAUAGGAAAGGAUGCCAUUUUACAGGGGCAUACAACUUGUUUCAUAUGAACUAAUUUUCAGAAAAGACAAGAAAAACAUUUCUUUUUUAAAUCUCUCUCUCUCUCUCUCUCUCUGUCCCAUCGUCCGGGACUUAUUUUUUUCUUCUUUGUCUGUUGCGUUCAAAGUAUACGAGAAAAAAGUGAAAACAGACAACACACACACAAAGCACACAUUAGACGAAAGUUUGAAGUGAUUUUUCAAAAAAAUCCGUGUGUCAUUGUCAAUGUUGUCGUCGUUUUUCCUUUUUUCGUAACCGUUUGCAGGGUGUCUUUUUUCUCUCCUCAUUAUCUCCUUUUUAUUAUGAUAACCGAUGGGUUCAAAAAAGGGAAAAAGUGUAGGUUCUUUUUUUUUUUAUUUCGUGUCGCAUGUUCCUCCUCCUCCACUAUAUUUGAAAAUGUCUAGACAUUUUUUUUUAACGAGAAAUAAAGGAAUCAAAGUUAGUAGACGGAUCGAUCAACUAGGAGGCAGACGGAAGUAUCGAUCGGAGUCGGGGACGUGUGUGUCAUGCCAAAAGCGAGAGCUCGCCGUUGUUGAAUUUCUGUCUUUUUUAGACAACAAUUUUGUUUAUUUCUUUUGACAAGAAAUCGCUUUCAACUGCAGUUUUAUUUUUAUUUUCUUUCCUUUUUUAAUUUGUCGUCGCUAGGAAAUCCGGGGGCGAUUAGUUCUUCCUUUAUCUCCCUUUUUUGCAAUUAGCUUCAACCCGCCAAAUGCAGCUCAAAAGACGCAAAAAGGGGAAAAUGGCUUCCAGAUCACAGUUUUCUUUUUCAUUUUAAUUUUUUAAAAGACGAUGAAAAUCUGGCGCUAUUUAGUAGCAACUUUAUUUUGUUGUUUUAUUUCAUUUCCUAAGAAUGAAAACAACAAUUGAGAAAAACAAAAUUAUCGGGGUGCCAUGUAGGUUUCAAUUCUUAUUUUAUUUUUAUUUUUUUCGGAAAAACGGAAUGAAUGAAAAAAUAAUUAUUUAAUUAAUUGAUUUUUUCUGGUUGAUGGGGGUUUCGGUCGGUGUCUGCUGGAUGGAAACCAUAAAUCUUUCAUUGUCGCUUUGUGAUACGAAAGAGGUGUAGAGAAUGGUUUACUUUUAUUUUUGAAUUUCUCCAACUUUUCUUCUUCUUCGAUUAAAAAAAUUAAUUUUUAUUUUUAUUCAAUUCACUGGGCACGUUGUUAAAAACAGCUGAAACAGGUAUGAACCGUCGUUCAAAAUUUUUCGAAUUUAUAGCCAAGCAAAGAAUUUCAAAAAAAACCAAGAAAAAUUGGCUGACUAAGAUUUUCCCCCCAUCUUUUUGGAAUAUAUAUAUAAAUAGCGUAGAGAAGGUUUAUAUAUAUAUUAUUAUUUUAGUCUAUGGCGUGUGUUUUAAACAAAAAACUUCCGAUAAGAAAUUUUUCAAACUCUUCCGGUUCCUCCCACCCGAGAAAAAGAAAUCUGUUAAUUGUCUUUAUACCACUUUUAUCUCUUUUCCUUUCAAAGUAAAGAAGAAGCAAACACUCCCGACUGUGAUGUCAUCACGUUUGUUACUCGACAGGAAGCUAAAAAAAAAGAAAACUAAAUCACGAUAAUGUUGCUCCCCCCCCCCUCUCAUUCAUCCUAUUUCUUUUAUUCCUGUACACACACCCACCAAAACAAUCCACCCCCACAAAACAAGGAAACACACAAACACACCGGUUUUAUAGUUGUUCUCCAUCAUUGAAAUUUCAAACGAAAUUUUUGAGUUCUUUUUCGACAGUGUGUGUGUGUGUGUUUGUCUCUCAACAAAUCAAUUCGUUUUUAAUAACUAAAUUAGGCCUACAUCAGACAAAUUCUAUUAUAAUAAUUUAGCUUUAUUUUUUAUUAUUAUUAUAAUUUGUUUUUAUUGUGUUGAGGAAGGGAAAAGAAGGAGAAAGGAGAAGGAGAAGAAACCGAUUUUUUAAAAUUAAGAGAAAGAGAAAAAUGAAUCGCGUCCGCCACACGUGUUUUGUAUACGUACACACCUCUGCCUUGAAAAAGAAAUUAAAACAAGUUAAAAAUUAAGAGAAUUGCUAAAGAAUGAUUUGUGAAAGAGAUGAUAACAAGUUAAAGAUGUUGAUGAUGCGUCUCCCGCUGGUUCGAUUGAUCUUACGUGUCUCUUUAUAAUAAUAAUUUCGUGCGUGUUACUUUUUAUCUCGUUGUUAAUUUGGUUGUUCAUUUUUUUUAUAUAUAUAUAAAAAUUGAUCCUUGAUGACGUGCUUGAUUGUAUGAAUUUUUUCUCCUGAAUUUUUCUCGUUUGUUUCAAAAAAAAGUUUUCUUUGUUUUUUAAUUAAGAUCCCUUCGCCUGCCCUUAUUCUCAUCCGCAUGGUGUCGCGGAAGUAAAACACACACACCCUCCACAAACAAUGUUUUGCAAAUAUCUUUUUUUCUUAAUUUUUAUUAUUUUUGAUUUUCCCGAGGUCUACAAGGUACGGAUGAGCGGAAAGAAAGGAAAAAAAAACAUAAAAUGAAAAAAUCUAAAACAUUAAAAAAAUGUAAAAUAAAAAUCCAAAAAAAAUGUGAAAGGAAAAAGAAAAGGAAGAAAAAAUACCUAGUGCUGUUGCGGAUUCACAAAUAACACUGCCACGUGGCUUCGAAUACACUAGAAUGUGCAAGUCCGA